GUUUGGCAAUUCUCUACCGGGCGUAUAAUUUUUUCACAUUGGAUAUUUGUUCAAACAUUUUCUGGUUAUUGUAAAUUUAAGGAAAAUGUGGAAGUACUUUGUAUUUAUUUGCGUAUUUCUACAAACUUCAAACGCUGUGUUGGAGUCCGAUGCUAAUACGUUGGUUUUGUUAGAUAAUUUAGCAAUUCGAGAAACCCAUUCAAUUUUCUUUAAAUCGUUGCAAGAGCGGGGAUUUAACCUUGUUUAUAAAUUGGCAGACGACUCUGGUCUAGUGCUUUCACGAUAUGGAGAAUAUCUUUACAAGAAUGUUAUUAUAUUUGCUCCCAGUGUUGAGGAGUUUGGAGGCGAUCUAAGUGUUGAAAAGUUGACAGAAUUCGUUGACGAUGGCGGUAACGUUUUAGUUGCUGCUAGUGAGCAAUCGGGUGAUGCUUUGCGUGAAUUCGCUUCAGAAUGUGGGUUUGAAGUUGAUGAGGAAGGAGCUUCUGUUAUAGAUCAUUUAAAUUAUGAUGUCUCUGAUGUUGGGGAUCACACUACUAUAUUAACUUCAGCACGAAACCUCAUCGAUGCACCAAUUAUAGUUGGUGCCAAGAAGUCUGCUCCCUUAAUUUAUCGAGGAACUGGGUUAUUGGCAGAUAAAGAAAAUCCCCUAGUAUUACAUUUGUUGUCUGCAGAAAGUACAGCGUACAGUUAUAAUCCUGAACAGACUGUCAAAGAAUACCCACACGCAGUGGGACGGGAAACGUUGCUUAUUGCUGCUUUGCAAGCGCGUAAUAAUGCUCGAGUUGUAUUUUCUGGAUCUCUGCACUUCUUUUCUGAUGAAGCUUUUACAGCACCUGUCCAAAAUGCACGAGAUGGAACAAUAAACAAACAAGCAAGUAACCAAGACGUGGCCACUGCAAUAAGUAGGUGGGCCUUCGGCGAAAGUGGACGUUUACGUGUUGCUAGAGUGAACCACCACAAAGAAGGAGAGUCUCUACCGCCUGAGCAAGCUUACACAAUUGUCGAUCCAGUUGUGUAUACUAUAUCAAUAGAAGAAUUGGUGGAUGAGAAGUGGAAACCGUUCAAAGCAAAUGAUGUACAGUUGGAAUUUGUUCGAAUCGAUCCAUUCAUACGUACUACACUUAAGCAAGUAAACGGUGGACGCUAUGAAGCUAGAUUUAAGAUACCUGACGUGUACGGAGUGUAUCAAUUCAAGAUAAACUAUGAUCGAGUUGGUUACACGCAUCUUUACAAUACCACCCAAGUAUCUGUUCGUCCUCUGGAACAUACGGAAUAUGAACGAUUCAUUCCUAGUGCAUACCCCUACUACAGCAGUGCUUUCUCCAUGAUGAUUGGCGUUUUUAUCUUUUCGUUUGUGUUUUUACACUUCAAGGAUGAAAAUAAUGCAGUCUCUGCAAAGAGUGGGAAAGCAGAUGACAAAAAAAUGCAAUAAAUAUGAUGAACUGCCACAAAGUAGGCGAAAUUGUAAUUGUAAUUUUUAAGCUAAUAAAUACAUCUUCAGAUUUGAAUAAAUAAAGAAAUCGAAUUAAAAAAAAAAAAACAAAUAAAAC
Messenger RNA from Bactrocera tryoni, 1550 nucleotides. RefSeq names its product dolichyl-diphosphooligosaccharide--protein glycosyltransferase 48 kDa subunit (gene Ost48). The coding region runs from base 86 to 1432 and encodes 448 amino acids. The transcript is spliced from 2 exons. NCBI's taxonomy places the organism in Eukaryota, Metazoa, Arthropoda, Insecta, Diptera, Tephritidae. The record is from RefSeq and is a predicted model, not a curated record. Gene Ontology annotation, cellular component: endoplasmic reticulum membrane; oligosaccharyltransferase complex.